UCGGCUGUCUUUUUACUAUUUCUACAUUUUGUAAUAAGAGAUAUUUUGGUUUUCGAGAGUAUUUCAGUUACCGUAGUGAGAAAUUGACGAGGACGUAGCAGUAUUACUCAGGAAAACACUAUGAUAACCCAACUCAUAAUGCAUAUGGCCUUUUUCAAACAGUUCUUAUGAGAGCUUACUAUAUUUCAUCUUAACAAUAAUUUACGUUUUUUUUUUCUAUUCAUUCAUCGUCAUUAUCUUCCCUCCAGUCUUUCUAUUCUCUAUUAUCAUCUUCACAAUCUUUACUGUUUAAGAAAUAACGAAGACGUCACAAUCUACAAUCAUUUCAACCUAAUCCACAAUUUCCUUAUAAAGUUUCUCUCCAGCAUCAGCUUAGGUAAGUCUCCCUUAAAAAUUUUUCUCUCAGUUUUCUCUAAGCUCCGAUACAAGUAUCUGUCCCUUUCCCCUUCCUUACAGUUGCACUUCUCUUCCUUCUCCUCUUCCUGCAGCAUCCCGCCCUCCACAGGACACGAGACGAGCGCUACUACUACUACUACUACUACUACUACUACUACUAACUACUACUGCUACUACAAUACUUCAUCAACCAGUCCUUGAUUCUUCCCUACCGUAGACAGGUGCAAAGAAGAAGAAGAAGAAGAAGAAGAAGAAGAAGAAGAAGCAUGGGCACAAGAGAAACUCACUCACUCACUCUCACACCCACGCACUCAAACGCCCGCAUCUCAACACUUCACAGACGCUCCCACACAAACGAUAAAUCAAGUACAGUGUCCUUAGGGUCUUUACACCUGGUGCGUGCCUUGCUACCUGUUCGUACAAGUUAAUCUGGUGUUCGUGUGAGUCGCAACGUGCGUGUGCAAGGGCGGCCCGGCUGAGGGGAGAGUGUAUGUGAUGGGAGAGGGGAGAGUGUGAAGGGAGGAGGCAGGGAGGUUGUGAGAAGUGGGGGGAGGAGGAGGAGUGGGGCGUGUUUGGCCUUCUGCGGUUUGUAUUAAGAAAGGGGAGAAGGGAGUGUCUUUGUCCCUUUGUGGUCAUGCGAUCUGGUCUUCCCUGUGUGUGUGUGUGUGUGUGUGUGUGUGUGUGUGUGUAUGUAGCAAGGCUGUGUUGCAGGGCCGGCGCCAUGGAGGAGGCAGAGCUGGGGUGCUGCGUGUGCCACGAGCGUUAUGACGAGAACCGCUGCCCCAAGAACCUGGGCUGCGGCCACGCCGUGUGCUCCCUCUGUGUGCAGCAGAUCAUCAACAGUGGCCGCAAGUGUCCCGAGUGCCGCCGCCCAUUCUACGCCCACACCGCCGCGGCCCCUGCCUGUCAAUUACCCGCUGUUAAGGUUGUCUCGCGCCCUGGCCUCUGUCAACCUCCAGCGGGGGCAAUCGGAGGCACCCAGCCCCGCCCCGGGUCCCACCCGCAACCAGAACGACGCCGGGGAGUGCGCUGCCCACCUGGCCCGCCUCACGCAGCGCUGCAUGACCUGCCGUGUGUGGGUGUGUCGGGAGUGCCUGCUGAUGGACCACACGCUGCCACCCGAGGGGGCCUGCCGCCUGUUGUCCGUGCGGCAGGCCAUCAAUGAGAUGAAAAAGACCCACGUGGAGACCCUGACGGCCAAGGUGCUUUCGUUGCGGGAACUGAAGACCUCGGCCGCGACACAGGGAGGCUGUCUGGAAGCCAACCGGAGGAUCCGCAACGCUGUGGCCGCCACCCUGCAGGCCGCCGCCCGGGCCGAGCUGGACGCCGUCAAGGAGCUGGACACCAAGAAGAAGGAGGUGGAGGACAAGGUGGCCGAAAUCGACGUGUGGAUGCAGGGGCUACGGGAGAAGGGAGUCAGCCAUCAUGCAGGCGAGCACCGUGCGGGAGUUGGCCACGGCAGCGCUGGCGGCCCGCGAGUGUGUCACCACCACGGAGGCGCGGGCAGGGCGGGAGCGAGAACGGCAGGCGAGGUUCCUGGGCACCCAGCUGCGUCUUGGUUCACUGGACCUGCGGGGAUCGCUGCAGCUGGCCAAGACCAUGUACGUGGCACACGAAGCUGACGACGGCCGACGCUGGGCGCGACUCAGUGUACACGACUCUCUGCUGCAUCUGCACGCCCUGCCAGUCCUCGCCGCCGCCAGGCACCGCUCCUGUAUUCUCGGGUGAGUGAUGGCACCAGGGUGAGGGAGGCGCCGCCUUUUUGGUUGUCUGGUCUUGUAAAGUGUGUUGUUUCCUCCACAGUUCAGGCAGCGUGCGGUCGCUGGUAGCGCGGGAGUGCGCCUCGGCCUUUCUGGAGCUGGGGUGGGAGGGGCACAGCCAGGGGCGCGUCCACCUCACCAUGAUGGGAGACUCGGCGAGGGCGAGGCAGGUUCCUGCAGCUGUGUUCUGGCGAGGCGGGACCCUGCUAUCGCGGUACCUGCAUGUUCGAGGCGGAGCGGGUGGGCGGGGAGGGAGAGAUCAUCCGUGGCGGCGACUACGAGAACAACGACGGCACAGGCGGCGCAGCGCUGGUGGAGGGCGUGGCCACGGGCGGGGAGCACCUGCACGAGGCGGUGUCCGGGCUUCUGGUGGGCGCCCACUCCAACCAGCGGCACCGCCUGGCCGUGUACGGCGUGAUUCUCAGCCCGUGGCCAGACCACAAGACAGACACGGCCUUCGGCACCGUGACGAGCGGCCUGGCCACGCUGCGGGCCGCGGCCAGGCACCGACCCGUCACGGAGGUGCUGGUGCUGGACUGUGGCCCUCAUGCUGCCCCUCUGAACACACACACACACACAGCACAUACACACACACACACACACACAAGCCAGGCUGGAAGGAACUGGUUAUACGAUAAUAAAUAUUUGAAUAUCCA
Molecule: messenger RNA, 2812 nt
Organism: Scylla paramamosain (green mud crab)
Lineage: Eukaryota; Metazoa; Arthropoda; Malacostraca; Decapoda; Portunidae
Exons: 3
Coding region: 1161-2018 (285 amino acids)
Source: RefSeq, a predicted model, not a curated record